AUGAACAACUUUACUCCAUUUUUAGCUUCAUAUAAUGAGCUUGUCGAGCAGUGGCAAGAGCGACGUCGUAUCCUAAAGAGUAUGGAAGAGAACGCAGUGGAGAUUCCAGAACUUAUGCGGAUGCUUUGGGUCUUCAAACAGUCUUGCGUUGAGUUUCAAAAUUUUCAGGCCAAGCUGGAUUACUUUAGCGCAGAAUCUUCAUCUGGUGAUCUAUUCAAUCACUGGCAAGAAUUGAGCUCUGAUUUCGAUAAGAUUCGAGCUUGUUUUGCUGCACUUGAACUCAGCAUUGACAACUACCACCAAUCCCGCGAAAUGGCUGAACUAUCUCCUCUUUCUCCAGUAGAUAUAUCUCACCAAUCUGUCGUUUCCACCCAUAUUCAAGAUAAAAAAUCGAAUGCGACCAAGAUGGAAGGCUCAAGAAUUCUUAAGGAGAGGCCAAAAAAGCUCAUACUCGCCUUUCCGAUUCGCAUAUUUCCUUAUUCGUUUUUCGACAAGAAGAAAAGAGCGCGGAUUGUAAGAAAAGAGCCGGGGGAGUUGACCUUAAUUCUUCGAGUGAGCAAAGAAUAUCUCAAUUUGAAUGCGCGACCUCCACUAGAUAUGGAAGAAGAAAUGCGACUUUCUGUUUUGCGGUGUCAGAAAGCCGACGAAGAAGAGGCAAGGAAGAAAGCAGAGGCAGUUAUGGAGGUAGCGCGGAUAGCAGCGAUUCAACAAGCAGCAUUUGAAGCAAAAGUUCAAGCCGAACUUGAAGCAGAGUCCCAGGCAAAAGCUGCAGCAGAAUCUCAGGCAAAAGCUGAAGAGGAAGCUCAAAAUCAGCAGGCCAUCAGCCAAUUUCCAAUCAAUUCUGAUGAUUCCGCUAGUCUAGAGAGCUGCAAGCGGGUUGUCAAUGAUGGCAAUAUGCCUGCAUCAAUGUCAAUAUUUCAAGCCCCUGGCAUGGAGGAAAUUCGACAAGCUCUAAUUACUACUACAAACCAGAUGUACCUCAGUAAUAAGCAAACAGUCAAAGCUUCCGCGGUCAAACGAAGAGUUAGGAAGCAGCUUCAGCUUGAUAAGAAUUUCUUCGAGGAGAAUGGUUGGCCAAAAAGAUGUGACAUAAUCAUCUUGGAGGCAUUCAAGGAGGCCUGGCAUUCCGAACUUGUGGGCUAUUAG
Molecule: messenger RNA, 1146 nt
Organism: Botrytis porri
Lineage: Eukaryota; Fungi; Ascomycota; Leotiomycetes; Helotiales; Sclerotiniaceae
Exons: 4
Coding region: 1-1146 (381 amino acids)
Source: RefSeq, a predicted model, not a curated record